This is a messenger RNA of Penicillium robsamsonii, 789 nucleotides long. RefSeq lists its product as uncharacterized. The coding region runs from base 1 to 789 and encodes 262 amino acids. The record is from RefSeq and is a predicted model, not a curated record. The transcript is spliced from 2 exons. Lineage: Eukaryota; Fungi; Ascomycota; Eurotiomycetes; Eurotiales; Aspergillaceae.
AUGGCUGACGACCUCGAUUGGGGUCCCCCGUUCGGAUUCGCAGUACGCAGAAUUGGGUCCUGCCUGAAAGGCGAAUGCAGCACCGACGCAGGGGUUGAUUCUAGAACAUCGGAAAAGUACACCCGAUGCUGCCCCCGCGGCGCAACUUGUAGCGACAAAAUCACAGGGGUUUGUUGUCGGGAUACAACCUGCGAACCGGAAAUCAAUACCCGACCACACUGCGCCAAUGAGUCCUGGAGUCUCUUUCAAAACUACGGGGGCGGAUAUUUCUGUUGUGAUUGGGGAGACCUGGGGUAUAAUAGGACUAAUGGGGGGGUUGGGUGUGCACCAAGUGGGACGUCUCUGAGUAAUUCUCUCAAGCCCAUGCUCCCAAUCAAACUUGCCGAGCCUCCAGGUAGCUCCCCUGCAUCGAGCAGCUCACCGAUAUCCAGCAACUCCCCAACAUCAAGCAACUCCCCAACAUCGAGUAGCUCCCCAUCAUCAAGUAGCUCUAGUUCAAAUACUGGCGCUAUCGCAGGUGGUGUGGUUGGUGGUGUUGCUGGGUUAGCAAUCAUUGUCGCCUUGCUUUGGUAUUUCAUGCGCCGUCGCCCGCAGAAGCAAUCAUCUCAAGCGGCAACGCCCAUCACCGAAGCAUCGAUAAUGCAACGCGAGCCUCUCCAGCCCCCGGGUAUCCCAAGCGAGUUAGACGGCCAAAGUUCUGUGUCAGAGCUACCCGGCAACAAAGAGAAUACUAUCCACGAAUUGCCGGAGCCUACAAGGAACCUACAAAAACUCGAUGAAAGGCCAUAA